Molecule: messenger RNA, 1344 nt
Organism: Rhizophagus irregularis DAOM 181602=DAOM 197198
Lineage: Eukaryota; Fungi; Glomeromycota; Glomeromycetes; Glomerales; Glomeraceae
Molecular function (GO): toxin activity
Source: RefSeq, a predicted model, not a curated record
AUGGAUAAAACAUAUUCAUGGGAUCAUGAUCGGAUGGAAGAAUUUAUGACUAUUCUUUGUCAUAAUGUUAAAGCAGAAGAUUCAAAAAUUAAACCUGAGAUAUUUCUAAGUAUACCUUUAUUAUCAACUUUAGUCAUUUUGUUUUUUAUAAAACAUGAGAAUAAUGGUGAUGACAUUUUCGUACAAAUUAAGGAUAGAGCGAAGGAUAUUACUAGUAAAGAAAUUGUUGAAACAGAAUAUAAUAAUUGGAUAAGAAAUUUUCAACCAAUUAAAAAAUUACUUUUGGAAUAUUUAAUUAUUCAAGAAGACGAUAUAAGAGCUACUCAUAUAACAAGCCUCGUCGAAAAGUGUAGUUUAUUUUUUGAAGAAAUUUUGAAAAGUGAAAAAAUAAUUCACUUGAUGCCUUUCACUAUUACUUUUGCAAUCAUACAUUUUACUGUAUUAAGAGAAUCUUUAAAAUUACAGACGUCAAACUUCGGAAUUAAUGAGUUUAAAGAAAUAAUUUCUCGCUACAAAGAUCACUUUACAAAUUCUUUUCAUCAAUUCUUUACAUGGCGGACGGAUCAAAUAACAACGAAAACAAAGAUUACUAAUGAUUUAAAUUCAACAUCACUUUUUAAGUUUCAAGCUGAGGGGGAGGUCAAAGAUAUAAUUGGUAAUAAGACAGUGAAUUAUUUUGCAAAAUCUUCAAAUGAUCAAAUAUUCAUAAAAGUAUUUGACCUUAUCAAAUUAAGAAUGUUUAACGAAGCAAUAGCAGAUUUUAUGAAGAUGUUUUCGCAUAUUUUUUCGUUAGCUAAUUUCGUUCAUGAUUUUGAACCUUCAUAUAAUAUUUCUUGGCCUCUUAGUAUUAGCAGUUUUUGGGUUGGGCCAUAUGGUAUUGAUACCUUUCCCGAUGGUUUACAUAAUUUUGAUGAUAAUUCUCAUCUACUUUAUAAUAUAUCUGAAGAUGAAUCUGGUGUUAUCACAAAAAUUAAAUUAAGAAGUGGUGAUGUAAUUGAUCAAAUUCAGGCUUUUUACGAAGGCGAUAAAGCCGGUAAAAUUAUUGGAGGUAGAGGUGGAACAGAACAUAUCAUUUCAGAUCUUGAUAAAUCUUCAAAAUAUAUUGUUGCUGUAAAGUUAAUAUUUGGUAUUGGAUUUCUCGGUACAAUAGAAUUUACUUUCAAUGAUGGUAAAUCUGCUAGAUUUGGAAAUCUUUAUCGAUUGUAUCAAGUGACUGGUUCAAUUCAAAUUGGUCCAUUCGGGAAACAUAAUAAAUUUAGAUUAUCGGGCAUUGUUGGAGGUGAAGGAAAACGAACUUUUGUGGCUCAUAUAGCGUUUCGAUUUCAACACGUAGAUGUUCUUUAA